AUGGGUGAGAACUUCCAGCUGUUUACGUCUCUACGUUUCGAUCCCACGCUGCUUCAGCUUGGGCACAACCAGACGAUUGACCUUGGCUGGAAUUCCACCAAGCCUUCUCCUUAUUACAUGUUGGACUAUCACCGAGAUCGUAUGUUGAAGGCAGCGUCUCACUGGGGUUGGGGCAAAGCUGUUGCGGCUAUUGAGGGGCCGGAGGGACUGGCGAGGUUGGAGUCCUUCAUAACGGAACAGCUCGGCCAGGACUCAAGCGACGAGCCCAGGAGAAUCAAGGUUCUGCUAGCUCAGGAAGGACAGUUCGGACUCGAGUCCUCAGUUGUCCCUGCAACGUCCCUGGCGAAUCUCUUCCCUAAACAGCUGCUUGGGCCAAAUGACGACAAUGCUGCUGAUGGCCAAGAAACACCGUUGGGCCAGCUUCGAAUAUCACCUCCAUAUGUUGUUCACCUUGACGACCGUCCUACUCGCCGUUCUGAGUACACCCAUUACAAAACCACGAAGCGCGAAAUGUAUGACCAAGCUCGGGCGCGUGCCGGCCUGAAGCCCACCGAUGCGACCCAGGAGGUGCUCAUUGUGGACGAGACUACCGGCUCUAUCAUGGAGGGCAGCUUAACGACUCCCUACUUUCUGCGAGGUGGGAGGUGGGUCACGCCGCCUGUUGCCGAGAAGUUCAGUGCGGACAACGGCAGCGGUGGACAGGAUGGUACGUCGAGGCGAUGGGCCUUGGAGCGGGGCUUGGCCGUUGAGGAAGAGGUCAACGCACAGGAUGUUGCUGAUGGUGAAGCUGUCUGGCUGAGCAAUGGGGUCAGGGGAUUUGUCUUUGGCAAGAUAAAGAAAACAGAGGGUUGA
This is a messenger RNA of Diaporthe citri, 852 nucleotides long. RefSeq lists its product as uncharacterized. NCBI's taxonomy places the organism in Eukaryota, Fungi, Ascomycota, Sordariomycetes, Diaporthales, Diaporthaceae. The transcript has a single exon. Gene Ontology annotation, molecular function: catalytic activity. Bases 1 to 852 code for a protein of 283 amino acids. The record is from RefSeq and is a predicted model, not a curated record.